Molecule: messenger RNA, 579 nt
Organism: Aureobasidium melanogenum CBS 110374
Lineage: Eukaryota; Fungi; Ascomycota; Dothideomycetes; Dothideales; Saccotheciaceae
Exons: 2
Coding region: 1-579 (192 amino acids)
Source: RefSeq, a predicted model, not a curated record
AUGUCUCUCGCAGCGGAUUCUUACGACUCUACAUUGGCCCUUCCUUGCGGCUGCACUGCAACUUAUGACUUGGUACGGGCAGAAAUGAAAAGAGUACUCAAACCAAAAGAGCGAUUGGAAUAUCGUGGCAUCACAAUAUCGGCAAUGACUGGGUUGAAGUUCGACAAGCCCUUUGGCAUUAAUAUCGCUGAAGAACUGAUCACUGCCGACUUUGGCCGUGGCAAGACGGCUAGAUACAACUCGGAAUACUUCCAGAGCAUUCGUGAUAUGCAAGAGACGGAGGAGUUGAAGGCUGCUCGCGCUGCCUAUGUCCCCAAAACCAUGGAGGAAUUACACAAUCAAUACUUAAACUUCCAAAUUCCCUCGGCACCCGAAGAUCUGGCAUUUGUUGAAGCGCAGCUGAGAGCGAUGGCUAUUGAUAGUAUUGCAUGGUGGACUGAGUUCGUUAGAACUCAAUCACCCGAGGACCAGCAACAAUGUGGCCUUCGCAAGAAUCGAACCGAGGUCUCAGAAGACGAAGCUGCAGAGCACCAUUGCAAGGAGAGGGAGUCGGCCGAUGCCCGAAAGUGUCAAACAUAA